AUGGUCAAUCGACGUGUUCCAACUGUGGGUCGCCUGGUAGUAGACCUGGUGGCGUUUAAUCUACUUCGAGAGGCCUCUCUGUACUACAUCCACCGAGGCUUUCACCACCCGGCCGUCUACCAGUACGUCCACAAGGUGCACCACCAGUGGCAGACGCCGGUGGCGCUGACGGCCAUUUACUGCCAUCCCGUGGAGCACUUGGGGCAGAAUUUGCUGCCGGUUCUCCUGGGGCCGGCGGUGAUGGGCAGCCACAACCUGGUGGCCUACCUUUGGAUCGGCUAUGUUAUCUUCGAGAGUGUCUACCUGCACUGUGGCUAUCAGCUGCCCGGCUGUCCCAUUUCUCCGGUGUUUCAUGAUUUUCAUCAUUUAAAAUUUAACGUCAAUUACGGCGUCUUUGGCCUUUUUGAUUGGCUCCACGGAACGGACAAGGCUUUCCGGGAGUCUCCCUUUUACCGGUUGCAGAAGGCGCCGUACUUUAGUUUUACGCCGCCAGCUGAGCUGCUUUACGAUGCUGAGAAGAUGAAGUAG
Rhagoletis zephyria (snowberry fruit fly) is the source of this 528-nucleotide messenger RNA. NCBI's taxonomy places the organism in Eukaryota, Metazoa, Arthropoda, Insecta, Diptera, Tephritidae. The record is from RefSeq and is a predicted model, not a curated record.